This is a messenger RNA of Amyelois transitella, 1852 nucleotides long. RefSeq names its product protoporphyrinogen oxidase (gene Ppox). Gene Ontology annotation, biological process: heme biosynthetic process. The transcript has a single exon. The record is from RefSeq and is a predicted model, not a curated record. NCBI's taxonomy places the organism in Eukaryota, Metazoa, Arthropoda, Insecta, Lepidoptera, Pyralidae. Gene Ontology annotation, molecular function: protoporphyrinogen oxidase activity, oxygen as acceptor. The coding region runs from base 140 to 1558 and encodes 472 amino acids. Gene Ontology annotation, cellular component: mitochondrial inner membrane.
UCGUAUCGGCGGUUUGUUCGACGUAUCGCCGAUGUGAUUUCUCAAACAAAAAUAAAUUAAAUUCCGCUUAAAAAUCAAUACAAAUUUGUUUACUCAUAAUAUAAAUUAUUAACAAAACAAAUAUUCACAUUUAUAAGAAAUGGCUGCUAUUCUAGGAGGCGGUUUAGGUGGACUUUCGACUGCUUACUAUCUGCUAAAGACCAAUGUUACACGGAACAGUAAUCUCAAGUUAUUUCUGUUGGAAGCUACAAAUUACUGUGGUGGGUGGAUCAAGUCUAUCAAAACAAAAGACUACACAUUCGAACAAGGUCCACGGACGAUAAGGCCUAAAGGUAUCACUGGGGUGAAUACUUUGAAUAUGAUAGAAGAUUUAGGUCUCAGCGAGCACGUCGCACCGAUCACUUCGGAGCACCCGGCUGCUAAGAACCGCAUGAUAUAUGUCAAUCAAAAUCUUUAUUUACUCCCCUCCAGUUUGAAAGGUGUCUUCCAGAAAAACCUGCCAUUCUCUAAACCUCUAAUUUAUGCACUUUUUUAUGAUAUUUCUCAACCGCACAAACAUCUACAAGAUGAUUCUAUUUACAAUUUUGUUGAAAGAAGGUUUGGUAAAGAAAUAGCUGACUACGCAAUUGCUCCAAUGAUCUGUGGCAUCUGUGCAGGGGAUGCCAAAGAAAUAUCAGUCAAAUUCUUGAUGAAAACUUUGUUUGAAUGGGAGCAGAAUCAUGGCGGAGUUGUGAAGGGUAUGAUGAAGUCUAUGUUUAGCCCUAAAACUGGUGAAGAAAUAGAUAUUAGCAACCUGGCUAAGAGAGCACAGGAAGAGAAGUGGAAUGUGUACACAAUAAAAGGUGGUUUGGAAACAUUCCCAGCUACAUUACAUGAUUAUUUAUGUCAAAAUAAUGUGGAUAUCAACUUGAAUACACGGAUAAAAGAGCUACAGUUUGUAGAUUCUGGUACAGUAUUACUUAAAAAUUGUUCAGGGGAGCUGUUCAAUGCAAGUCAUGUGUAUUCUACAAUACCUUCAUAUGCUCUUGCAAAGUUAGUGGAAAAACAGCAUCCAGAUUUGGCUCAAGAGCUCAAUGAGAUACCAUUUGUAACAGUUGGUAUUGUAAAUUUGUAUUUUUCAUCUGAAACACCUCUAGUGACACCUGCGUUUGGCUUCUUGGUUCCUCCGAUAGAAAAUUCGCCAAUUCUUGGUGUGGUUUUUGAUUCCUUCUGCAUACCGGAUCAAAAUGGGACUGUUCUUACUGUGAUGUUGGGUGGUAAAUGGUUUGAAGAAAAAUUUGGAGAGAAUGUCACUGAGGAAAAAUUGUUUAAUGUUGCUAUGCAAGAAAUAGGUACUAUUCUCAAUAUCAAAGAGAAGCCAACAGUGUAUCAUGUGAAUAUUUUGCACAAAUGUAUUCCUCAGUAUGUGAUUGGUCAUUACGAGAGGGUGGGGAAGAUAAGAGACUAUAUACAAAAGAAUAAUUUGCCAAUUUCUUUGGUCGGCAGUAGUUAUGACGGUGUUGGUAUAAAUGAUGUUAUUUAUUCUGCUAAAAAGCAAGUGCAAGAAGACUGCACUUAGUUAUUAUUAAAAAUAAAUAUUGGUAACAGCUUUAACGCUAUCUGAAAAUUGGCUAGCUAUGAUGGUAAUGGGAAAAUGUAAUAAUUAAAUGGUAUGUACUUGAAAUUGCAACCAAAGAUGUAAUUGGAGUAUGCCGUUGAUGAAAUUAACUAUAGCUAAUAUAUCUUUGUAUAUAAUAAUAAUUCUGGACUGAUUAAGUAAAAAAUAUGGAAAUAUUACUGUAUAAAAUAUGAAAGUUCAUAAGUCUGAUUGUUGCAUUUCUAAGAUUUCCAAUAUAUUUUUUACAAUAUAUAU